Messenger RNA from Cutaneotrichosporon oleaginosum, 744 nucleotides. RefSeq lists its product as uncharacterized. Gene Ontology annotation, biological process: DNA repair; DNA alkylation repair. Gene Ontology annotation, molecular function: dioxygenase activity. Lineage: Eukaryota; Fungi; Basidiomycota; Tremellomycetes; Trichosporonales; Trichosporonaceae. Gene Ontology annotation, cellular component: nucleus. The record is from RefSeq and is a predicted model, not a curated record.
AUGCCGCCAAAACGCAAAGCCCCACCCGUCACCGCCUCAAGAAAGAGGGCGCGCGCGAGCUCGAGCCUCUCCCCGCCGCCGAGCGAGCCGGCUGAGCAACCUAGCCCAGAAGGACGCGUCACGGGCUUUGACCAAUUCCGCGUGCCACUCCUCGAAGGCGACGUGCUCUACAUCCCCGACUUCCUCCCCCCCGCCGACGCCGAGGGCCUGUACGCCGCCCUCGCCGCCCUGCCAGACUGGCACCACCCCACCCUGCGAAUUUACAACCGGGCCGUACAACAAUCGCGCGCCGUGGCAGUGUACGCGUCGUCCCCCCGCACCAUAAAAUACAGCGGGACGGAGAUCCGCGCGCACGCGUUCCCGCCGGUCCUCGAGCGUGUGCGGCGCACAGUGGAAGCGCGCCUCGCGCAGCGCUUCGACGUGUGCAUGCUCAACCGGUACGAUGACGGCGGCGUGUAUAUUGGCCGUCACUCGGAUACGUGCGAAAACCUGAUUAUCGCGAGUCUGAGUUUGGGCGCGGCGCGGUCGUUUGUGAUGACGCCCCGGAUGCCGCCGAGGGCGGCUGGAGGAGAGGGGGAGGAGAGGAGGAGAGAAUUGGAGGCGAGGGAGACGGUGCGGUUUACGAUGCAAGACCGGAGUUUGGUGGUCAUGCAGGGCAAGACGCAGGACUAUUGGAAGCACGAGAUUCCCAAGGAGCGGCGCGUCAAGGAAGGGCGUAUCAGCUUGACGUUUCGACAGACGUAG